AAGCCUGUCUGAGAGCCUGCAAAACAGGUACCAAAGGGGCAUAUCCAGAGAGGCGUCAUACAAUGUGGUAUCUCUCUCUCUCCCUCUCUCACCAUUGCCGUUGCCAUUUUCCCUGUCGCCUACCUAUCCUCGCAACCGACGGCUGUCCGAAGUGUUACGGACUGGGGAAUAUCAAUUUCUCAUUGAGAACUCGGCACCAAUGCCUGCGUCUCGGUGAAAGUCCGACCCGACCCGACGACGAUCCUGCCCCGUGCUCCACAAGCUUCCAGCUCUGAAACUCAAUCAAGGACAGAAACUCGUUGACUUGUCAUGGCUGGUAACAGUCGCCCCGAUGCCGCAGAGACCCUGCGAGAGCAGCUCGAACAUCUCGAGCUACAGCAAGAAGACGCACAACCUCCGCGCCCUUCAAUACAACGGACUACUUCCUCUGCGCGACCGCAAGACCGGUCGACAGCGGGCUCAGCAUGGCUCACGCCUAACGACGCCCACGGAGCAAGCGGCCGGAUCCGCUUCUCCGAAGAGCUCCCUCGCACAAGGACAGAGAAUUGGUCGACAAGCAGGCCUUAUGCAACGCGUGCGUCCCUUCAUCUAGAUUCCCAGCUGUACACGAUCCAAUCAAAUGUGGACGACAGGAAGGCGAGGGGACGGAGCGGCCAAACACAGGAGAAAGAUGGGGCUGCGCAUGCAGAGGCAUCUUCAUCGAGGAGUCCGGGGCCGACCGGCCCAAAAGACAUCAGAUACAGCGCGGCCGACAGCUAUAACCAGUCACCGAUAUCACCAGAGCAUCCACGCCACCAUCACCUCGAGAGCUUCGACAGAAACUUUAAGGAUGCACUCUUUAAUGCGGCCGAGACCAACGUUACACUGGCCAAUUACCGGGACUGGCUCGCCCGACAGCGGGAGCGACAACGACGGUGGACGGGCGGUCCUACCUGGAGAAUAAAGGCCCGGGUUGCACCCCUCUACCAGCGUUACAUUGUCGAGGGCUUGCUGAUGCAGAAGCCGUUGCCGCCAAGCAAAGAUGGGAGGCAUGUUCUCGUCAAACCCGGACUUUCACGCCGAACCCCCCAAACGGACGAGCGGACGGGGAAGCCUUAUGUGACGAAUUUCAUACGAUCGAGCAGAUAUACCCUCUGGAACUUUUUGCCCAAGCAACUAUUCUUCCAGUUUAGUAAGCUGGCGAACUUCUAUUUUCUGUGCAUCGGUAUCAUGCAGAUGAUCCCGGGCCUGAGCACAACUGGGACAUAUACCACCAUCGCGCCGCUGAUGGCGUUCGUGGCAAUCAGCAUGGGGAAGGAGGGCUAUGAUGAUUACAGGAGGUACAAGCUCGACAAGGUGGAAAAUAGGAAGGAUGCAUGGGUUCUUGACCCCGAUGGACAGGCCAAACCCGCUCCCGGAACAGGAACGAGAGGGCUGAAGGAGGUGUUCAGGAUAAAAUCAGACACACCCGAUACAGAUGCGGAUGCAGAUGCGGAAAUGACGGAGCUGCAGGGUAUCAGCGGCCCCGGCGACGAGGCCCGAUCGUGGUCUAAGGUACAGUGGCGGGACAUCAGGGUCGGCGACAUCAUCCGCCUACGAAGGGACGAGGAUGUGCCGGCCGAUAUUGUGCUGCUCCAUGCCACUGGCCCUAACGGGGUGGCCUACAUCGAGACGAUGGCACUGGACGGGGAGACCAACCUGAAGAGCAAGCAGGCCUGUCCGCUCUUGGCCGACUCCUGCAAGACGCUGUCCGGCUUGUCCUCCUGCGGCGCCACAGUUGUGUCGGAGGAUCCGAAUCUCGAUCUUUACAACUUUGAAGGGAGGGCGACAGUCAACGGACAGACGAUGCCGUUGACGAUGAACCAAGUUGUCUACAGAGGCUCCACCCUGAGGAAUACCAACCAUGCGAUUGGGCUCGUCAUCAACUCUGGGGAGGAGUGCAAGAUCCGCAUGAACGCACACAAGAACGCCCACGCCAAGGCGCCUGUGAUACAGUCCAUCAUCAACCGCAUUGUCCUCCUGCUUGUCUUCUUCGUUAUCAUGCUUAGCUUCGGUUGUACGAUCGGCAACGAGCUCUGGAAGAGUGACUACAAACCUCGGGCUUGGUAUCUUGAUGGUGCCGGAGUGCCUUUCAAGGAAAUCAUCAUCGCCUUCAUCAUCGCGUUUAAUACCCUCAUCCCGCUGUCAUUGUACGUCAGCCUCGAAAUCAUCAAGCUGGGCCAGUUCUUUCUCCUCCACGAUGUCGAGAUGUACGACCCGGUUACGGAUACUCCAAUGGCUGCCAACACAACCACCAUUCUGGAGAAUCUGGGGCAGGUCAGCUAUGUCUUCUCUGAUAAGACAGGAACGCUUACAGAGAACGUCAUGCGCUUUCGGAAAAUGAGCGUCGCUGGCACUGCCUGGUUGCAUGAUAUGGAUCUGCAAAGAGAAGCAGAGGAGAAGGCACGCAAACAGGAGGCCGAGGAGAGCGAGACGACCAAGGGCAAGCAGAAACAAGAAGGCGAGACUCAUACCAUACAGAGCCCAGUCCGGGCAACUGGCGGCGAUCGCUACCCCAGAUACAACGCUGAGGACCAAGACAAAGGUAACCAGCCGCGAACAAGUUCGGCCUCCCAGUGGAGGUCGACUGCGAGGCCGACCCACGCCCAGCCCAUUCUGAAGACUGAGGAUUUCAUUCAAUACCUCCGUCUCAAGCCCCAUACCACCUUCUCCCGAAAGGCUCGUCACUUCAUUCUCUGUAUUGCGCUGUGCCAUACGUGUCUCCCCGAGACAGACGGAGACGGAGAUGUUGCAUUCCAGGCCGCAUCGCCCGACGAGUUGGCACUUGUCGAGGCUGCCAGAGAUCUCGGAUAUCUCCUCAUUGAUAGGCCGCCGCAGUCCAUGAAGCUGCAAUUCCGCGAUUUUGACGACUCGACCACCACCAAGACCUACGAGGUACUCGACGUCAUCGAGUUCAGCAGCAAACGCAAACGGAUGUCCAUCAUCAUCCGCAUGCCUGAUGGCAGGAUAUGCAUGUUUACCAAGGGUGCGGACAGCGCCAUCCUCCCUCGGCUCAAACUGAGCGGCCUUGCAGCCCAGAAGGCCUCUGCCGUCGAGCAUCGGGCAAGCAAACGCAAGAGUGUGGAGCAAGGGAAGGCGCUCCAGCGGCGGAGCACGCAGAGGAAUACGCGUGACAGCAUCCACCUCGCUCGCGCAGCGUCGGGGUUGAGUCACAGAAGGAGCGGACUCCGCCCGAGGAGUGCCAAGCGAUCGACCAGCAUGAACAGGAGGUCAUUGGUCACGGACGAGGUAGAUUCCUGGCUCACGCGGCUCGAGAAUGAAGAUAUGGAGCAGCUGGCCGGAGACGACGACGCUUACCAGACCCCACGGGCAUCCAUGGCGGGGAAGCGGUCAUCCGAUUUUACAUCUGGCGACGAUCUGUACGACGGCCUGGUGGACGAGAGGUUGGCUGUGAAUGAGGGAGCCGUCUUUGAGCGCUGCUUCCAACACAUUGACGACUUCGCCUCGGAAGGCCUGCGAACCCUGCUUUUUGCCUAUCGGUACCUGGAAGAGGACGACUACAAGAAGUGGAAACCCAUUUACCAAGAAGCGACCACCAGUCUGGUCAACCGCCAGGAACGUGUCGAGGCUGCAGCUGAGCUGAUUGAGCAAGGCUUCGACCUUGCGGGCGUCACGGCUAUCGAGGAUAAGCUGCAGAAAGGCGUGCCGGAGACGAUCGAUAAGCUCCGUCGCGCCAACAUCAAGGUCUGGAUGCUGACGGGUGAUAAGCGAGAGACGGCCAUCAACAUCGCACAUUCGGCAAGGAUCUGCAAACCCUUCUCAGAGGUCUACAUACUCGAUGCCACCAAGGGCGAUUUGCAGGAGAAGAUCGCAUCUACCUUGAUCGACGUCGGCCGUGGCAUGAUCCCGCACUCGGUCGUUGUCAUCGAUGGGCAUACACUCGGCGUGGUCGAGGAGGACGAGUCCCUCAAGAUACUCUUUUACGAUCUUGUAGCUCGUGUCGACUCGGUUAUAUGCUGUCGAGCAUCGCCUUCGCAGAAAGCAACCCUGGUGAAAUGUAUCCGCAAGCAGGUGCCUUCCAGUCUCACUUUGGCCAUCGGCGAUGGAGCCAACGAUAUCGCCAUGAUUCAAGCGUCGCACGUUGGCAUCGGCAUCUCUGGCCGUGAGGGCCUCCAGGCUGCCCGCAUCUCGGACUACUCGAUCGCGCAGUUCAGGUUCCUGCAAAGGCUCCUCUUCGUCCACGGACGUUGGAACUACAUCAGGACCGGCAAGUACAUUCUCGGCACCUUCUGGAAGGAGGUCGUCUUCUAUCUCGUCCAAGCACAGUACCAGCGGUACAACGGCUACACGGGGACGUCCCUCUUCGAACCUGCCAGCCUGACAGUCUUCAACACGCUGUUCACGUCGUUGCCGGUCAUCCUGCUGGGUAUAUUUGAGCAGGAUCUCCGCGCCGAAACGCUGCUGGCGGUGCCCGAACUGUACACCUUCGGGCAGAAGAACCUGGCGUUCAGCUUCAAGCUAUAUCUCUGGUGGAUGUUCCUGGCCGCUAGCGAAUCCAUCCUGAUCUAUCACAUCAUCCACGGCAUCUACGACUCUGCUCUCUUCACCGCCGACACGACCAUCUUCGCAAUGGGCGCUCUCGCGUUCACUGUCUGCAUCAUCUUCAUCAACUUGAAGAUGCUUGUCCUCGAGAUGCACAACCAGACCAUCAUAUCGUUGGUGGGGUUGAUCCUCUCCGUGGGGGGUUGGUUCCUCUGGAACAUCCUGCUGAGUCUAAUCUACGCCCCGACGGCGGGGCCCUACAUCGUCCGCGACGCUUUCCUGCAGAAUUUCGGGCGCAAGGCAAUAUGGUGGCUCACGAUGCUUGUGGCCCUGUUGGCCCCUAUCGUGUUGGAGCUGACACUGGCUGCCGUAAGACGCAUAUUCAAGCCCAGAGACCGAGACCUGAUGCAGGAACUCGAGCACGACGAGGGCCUCAUGGACGUCAUGAAGGAGCACGCCGCCGAGCGGGGGGAAGGGGAACCAGCAGCAGCAGCGGUGGUGAUGCGAGAGGAGAAAACCGUCAGAGUGUUUCCCGCCAAGGGCGCCGAGCCCACCUCGGCCAAGACGUCCAUAACCGUCACCACCGCGGAGCUAUCUCCGUGGGGGAUGAGUGGGCCCGGCGGCGUCCAUGGCAAGCGGGGGAGCAGACACUAUGGGGACGAAUACAUACCCCCGCCGUUCGCGUCGCCCGCCGAAGAGCGCGAGGACCCGGUGGAUGCGGUGGCCCGCGGCGAUGUCGGUGGGGGGAAGGGGAAGUUGUCCCAGACCCCGACCCUGAGCCUAACCCCGACGAGGAGAUGGUUCACCGACACGAAGAGGCCUGCCAGCGAGGACGUACAGUCUUACUUUUCCCAGAGCCCCAUCGAGCUCCGGAGCCCCCCUCCGCCAGACGGACAGCAGAAGAAGCAGAGCGAAUCUUCUAAGCCUUGAAGAGAGCUAUGUUGAUUUAAAGCUGUGGCGAAGGGUAUCCGACAUGUGAUCUUUUCCUGCAUAUCUAAGCAUCUGCGCACGCAUCCAGCUCACGGAUUUUGUAUUUUGGAAGCAGGGAGUACUUGGGAACUUAGGGGAACGAACAUGUCUGGCGUCUGAUUUGGAUUUUUUUACUCCGUAGAGGGUGACUUUUGGAUAUGAUAUCCCAGGCAUGUUUCAUGGUUGCAUUCAUUCAUAGGAGCAGUUAGAGACCACAAAUUUGAGAGAUAUAC
This is a messenger RNA of Phialemonium atrogriseum, 5723 nucleotides long. RefSeq lists its product as uncharacterized. Gene Ontology annotation, molecular function: magnesium ion binding; ATPase-coupled intramembrane lipid carrier activity; ATP hydrolysis activity. Gene Ontology annotation, biological process: endocytic recycling; phospholipid translocation; post-Golgi vesicle-mediated transport. Lineage: Eukaryota; Fungi; Ascomycota; Sordariomycetes; Cephalothecales; Cephalothecaceae. Gene Ontology annotation, cellular component: plasma membrane. The record is from RefSeq and is a predicted model, not a curated record. The transcript is spliced from 2 exons. The coding region runs from base 310 to 5451 and encodes 1713 amino acids.